AUGAAGACAAAAAAACAGAUUUCUCAGGGAGGUGAAGUCCAUCUUGGAGCUCGUUUACAAGUUUUGGACAUUUUCCUGGAAAAUGUCAUCUGUUGUACUGUCACUUCCACAAAACAUGCUAAGAGAAAGACCAUUGGUGCCAGGGCCACG
This is a messenger RNA of Merops nubicus (carmine bee-eater), 150 nucleotides long. Its product is annotated as histone H4-like protein type G. The transcript has 2 exons. Lineage: Eukaryota; Metazoa; Chordata; Aves; Coraciiformes; Meropidae. The record is from RefSeq and is a predicted model, not a curated record. Gene Ontology annotation, molecular function: protein heterodimerization activity. The annotation marks the transcript as partial.